GCUUGCAUCGUUAUGAAGCGUACAUUAGCACUUUAAUAAUUACUGUCGCAUUCAAAUUGUUUUUUAAAUAUUUUUUACCAACAAGCUAUUAUUUCUUAAACCAAUAAACCAAAACUCUAUUGAAUGAAAGAUUAAUUUGUGUAUUUUGUCAGACUUUCGACUUGCGAAAAUUGGAUAAACAAGUUUUGGGAGAUACAAACGAAAUAGAAGAGCUACAGCUAUGAAAUAGUUUUCGUGACGAAUCUUGAAAGUUAUUAAGGUGGCGCUGCCAGCAGCUCGGGCAUAUCGGUUUCAACUCAGGCGGACAUAGCACAUUCAGCGAAAGGUUACGAAUCAGAGGAUGAAAACGCGGGCAGAAAGUGGCAGAAGGCCAACGACGACCGGCCAGCCAGCAAGACCACCAUGUACUCUAAACAGGAGUUCAGAGAGCAGUACUGCAUCAACAACAAACAGCUGGAUCUGCUGGAAUUGGAGAAGUCCAAGAAGGACAGAUUCCUCGGAUGUCUCUCCCAAUACCACAUCGAGAGCCCCUGCUCACGAUCCAACAGAGCAUCGUUCCUAUCCGUGUGUGUCCGUCGUCGGGUACCCUCAGAUGAGAACCUUAACACCGACUAUGCACCGAUACAGCGGUAUCCCAGAAGGUUUGGCCAACCCACCCCGGUACCAGCGGAGCUAUGCGCCUAUGAUGCCGACUUGGAUUGUUCGUACUUCCGGCGCCGUCCACGGUCGGUGUGCAGCCAACCUGACCCCAAACGCUACACUUGGAUGCCAGAGGAUGAAGACUUCACCCGGAUGGAGUGGCCACAAUCGGUAAUAGAAGAUAACGCGGGUUGGCCCCAAAAUUAUAAUGUGGACCAAAUCGCGUCAGUCACUCGUGGUGGAUCCUUGCCGAGGCCACCUUCAAUAAUUCCUUGUCCCGCCCACACGCCGAUACCGCCUCCACCCCCGCCCCCGCCGCUCACAAUUCCCCCGCACAGAACUAAGCAUGUAUCGUUCGCUCGUUCCCACACACUCACGACGUUUGAUGACUCGGUGAUGCCGGCUGCCGUAAGCAACCGAUACCGGAGGGACUGCGAAAGACUAAUAGAUGGAAGAGCUGUUAAGCCUGAACCAAAACCGUACUCGACACUGCCAGUGAUGUUCCAACCAUUCCCGCCAUAUCCCCAGUUCAUAGCACAGGCCGCGCCCGCUCCGAUCCAUUACCCUCCACCGAUAGCACAAAUACCGACACAUCAGCAGCCAGCAACAUUACCGAGGACUGCUCAACAAGAACAAACAAAAGUAGUAGUAUUAGAUUCACUAAAGAAAGGAGUCAUGAGAACACAAGCCACGCAAACUGAAGUAUGCUUAGGGAGGAAGCCACACCCACCAAAUUAUUUAUCGCUCAGCCCUCGUACCAUUAAAAGGGUAAAAAUGGUGGCUGCUGGUGUGCAAACGAAUGGAUACACGAUUGGCCCACGAAGACUAACGAAAUCAUUCUCAGAAGUAGGUGGUGAUAGAUUAACUGGUCGAGACACUCAAAGUGAAAUUCCAUUAACAGUCGAAAGUUUCAUAGGCAACGAUCACGAAAAGUUACAUAGAACCCAAUCAGAAGAGCCACCUAGAUCUCCUCGUUCUCCUACUAGAGCUGAACCCAGUUCACCGCAUCUUCAAAGAGGUGAUUCAGACGAUGUCACUUCGUCAUCAAUGAAAUCUGUGGCUUCGUCACAAAUCGACAAAUCAUCUGAGCUGAGUGCAUUACAGAGGCAAGCUCAGGAAUACUUUCAGCAAAACUUCCAAUUUAUACACGAAAGUGACAGAGACGACACUAUAGAUGACGAUAUAGAAACUUUAGAAAAAAGCAUGUCUUUGAAUAGAAGGAACCUGGAGUAUUUACAGCAGGAGAUCGCUAAGCAGAAUAAAGCUGAAAAAUCUUUGAGAUCGAUUUUGUCUAAAAGCACAAGUGAUGCAUCGCAAAAAACAGCGAAUUCGACGCAUCCAUUUUCAAAGGCAUCAACGUUCCAAUCGGAAUUAUCAACUGAGACAUCAGCAACGACCACAGAUGAUAGCGAAAAAAAUGAAAAGGAGAUCAUUAUAGAUUUCGAGCCGCGACCAGAUGAUGAAGCUAUACCAUUUACAACUCUACGUAGAAAAAAUAAAAGAAUUUUACAAAAGACAAUGUCAGAGGGAGAGAUUCUUUUAGAUGUUAGGAAAUCUGAAAUUCUCACUAGCGGGGAAGGAGCCAAAGAUGCUCCCUUAGUAAUGUCAACAAGUCAGGAAAACAUGACCAGAGAAGAUCGCGAGCGUGAGGCUGUAUAUCGGCAAUACAUAAGUCAGGAUUACAACCAAACUCCCAUCAAAGAUGAGGGCAUCUUCGGUUUUGAACCUGAUGGUUCAUUUAGUUCUUCAGAUGGAAAUGCACCAUAUGAAGAUUUUCACGAAAAAUAUAUUAGUUACAAGCAUGAACCAUUUAGAAACAGGAGUGUGAGUUUUGAAGAUAAGCCUGAAAUCAUUAGUAAGAAGGACGACAUUCUUGAGAACAGCACUGCUAAGUCCAGUCCAGGAUCACCGGAACCUAACACUUUAGGUAAAGACAAUGAUGAAAACUCAAAGAGGACAAUCACUUCAAAUAACUUAACGACGAUCUUAGCGCCUUUAGAAAAAACUUCACCGUGUGCUUCUAAUGAGUCACUUACUGUAGACCCUACUAGAGACCAUUCCGACGGCAUGUGGAACGAAUCACAAACGACUGUUUUACAAGUGGAUUCAGGUACUGAAAAUGGAACUGUUAUAAGCUCCUCAGAUGUCAGUUCACUAGCUGCGUCGCCAGGAGCUCUGGCACUAUUAACUCCUACAUCGAGAAGAAAACAACUUCUAUUAUUGCAACAUCAACAACGAUCUUCUUUAGAUACUGACGUUUUGGACGAAGAGUUUGAUGCUUCACAGAGCCAAUCACCGACAUCGCCAAGAAACAAAUUAGACACAUCAAGUUCGAGUUCCGCCCAAGCUAGAUCAUCAUUAUCGCCUCCUGCAGUUGUACCUAAUGUUUUACCAAUUACAAAACAACCAACCAUUUCCAAAGCGGUGUCACAGAUAGGUUUACCAAAAUUAAAUCAUACACCUGCUAUUGCCAUUACUCAUCCAAGCGUGGAUUUGGCAGAUGUUCCUUUUAAGAGGACUCCCAGUUUCAUUAACAAAAAACGUGAAAGAGCCCUAAGUCCAUCGAGGAGAAGAGAUUUACAAAAAAAGGCACAGCAGAAAGAACCAAAUGGAACUAUUCCCAAUCAAAUCAUCGAGUCUCCAUCUGAACCAUCUCUAAGUAAGCCGGCGAGUAGUGAAACAAGUUUAGCUAGGACAGAUUCGGGUAAGAUAAAUACCACUGAUGUAUCAGAAAGUACAACAACUACUGAAGACUAUGUGACAGCGAACUCUGAUAGCUCAAAGAAAAGUAAUUGUAAGAAUCAAAAUCAAAAUCCCGAAAACAAAGCACAAGAAGGAUCGUCAUUUGAAAGUGCAUCUAGUUUGUAUUCCUCAACUCGUACUGAUAAUAUUGCUGAAGAUUUAAUUUUACCAAGUUAUUCGCCUCCUCUUCGACUCAAUGACGAUUUCAUAGUGCCAGACUUAUCUUCACCUCCAUUACCAGUACCAGAUAGAAUCCCAAGAGCUUCAGUUGAAAGAAUUGAGGUCAAGGCUGAAAUCACUCCAGAAAAAAUAAAGAGAGAAAAGACUGAGAUUAAAAAUAAGGAGAUCCCUCUAAAGGUUUCAAAAGUAACACGUGUUGCGAUGAGCGGGAAAAGCAGCUCCAGUGGGAGUUACAGCAUAGGAGGUUCCAAUCCUAACGUAACCGAAGAAGUACAAGAAGAGACUCCUACAGAAAAGCUAGCAGAUUUACCAGAAAAAGUAGAAAGUAAACCAAAAGAGGAAAAAGUUAAAACACAUAUGACCGAAAAUGAACAACUAGUACCCAAAAUGAUCGGUUCAUUAUCUGAUGAUGAACGAAGCGUCCAUUACUCCUCAUCCGGAUACUAUGAAAGCCCUGUUGAAGAUGAUGAUGAUGGUGGUUUAAACAAAAUUUACGUGGCAGCUUAUAAACAUUCUCAAAAGUACCGGUCCACUAGCAGACCAAAACUAUCGCUAAGUGAAGAAAAGAGACGAAAAAAGAAAGCAUUUACUUUGGAAUUCUCAAAAUCGUAUGAUGAUUCCUUAUCUACCUCUCAAGACGAUUGGGGUAGGAAGACGAAAGACCCCGACAGUAUCAGCCAAAAGUCUGAGCGCUCUGCUCUAAAACCGUCGAACACAAAAUUUCCAUUAGAAGAGAAGGCUUCUGAAAUACGUAAAAAGAAAACUCAUUUCGUAGAAAAACCCAAAAGCGUCCAAUCUUCACCUAGAGAAAUGAUUGAAGUAGAAAAAUCUAUUAAGGAUAAGCUAUCAAAAGAAAAAGAAGAAGCCAAGCGACCACCGGAACGAGAACGUUACGUCAAAAGAACUAAGCUGAAACCAAAAAGUCCUACACAAUCUAAAAGUAUUGACAAUCAUAGUUACCAUAGGCCACAACUUUACGAUCGAAGAGAAGGUAUGGGUUCUAACAUGAAAUUGCAUUUUAACAUUCCUACAUCCGAUGACUCUAGUGAGCAAUAUCGUAAAGAGGGUACGAGUAACGGGAAUAUUUCUCCCAGAAAACAUAGAAGAUUGCGUGAUAGUCCUAGAAGAAAAACAGGUGCUAAUUCUAACAAUGCUAAAUCUCCUACAGCCGCUAACAAUCAUUCAGGAUACAGGCCGAGGAGGAAAAGUGGUUCAAACGAAAGCAUAUCAUUACCCGGUAGUUUGCCUAGAAGAAAACAAUCUAUUCCAACAAUACCGUGCUUGAGUUCUUUAGAAGCAGAAGAUAUUGAAACUGCUCGGACUCUUACCAAUGCAGGAUCUAGAUUGACUCCUUUACGUUACAUAAAAAGUCCGACUACUUCACCACGGCAUCAUCGAAAACAAGAAACUAAGUUUGCAAAAGCCGCAUCAGCCGAGUCCUUGCGUUCCGUAUCCCCGGGAUCCGAUUCCGUCUUCUAUUCUGAGCAAACAGAACAGAGUUUGGCUGGUGCUGAUGGAGAAGCUAAAGCACAUUGUUUGCACUGCGGCAAAGAAGUUCAUAUUGUGACAGCUGCCCACGAACACGACAGUGUGGCUUCAAGGACUUCACACACAGAUGAAUCGUACGCAGAUGCUACUCCAGAUAUAGUACCAGCUCCGGCGGGGUUCGCUGAUUCACCAUCAUGUAUUUCAUCCAAAAAGCACACAAGUGGUGCGAGACUGUACAAGAAACUUGACAAACGAUAUCGGUCUGAGGAUAAAUCGAGGCAUCAUUAUCGCAACAGACAGGAUGUGCGAGCUAAGUCGGAAGAAAGAGGCAAAGAGGAAUAUGCUUAUUCUGAUAAACCUACAGACACACGCAUUGCAAGAUCUGCAGGAAAUAGCUUAGAUAAACUCGGUAGCACCAGCGCAGGCGUUGAUCCUGAUGAGCAAGAAGAAUGCUCUGGAAGCUCUGAGGGUGCAGAAGGCAUUCGAGACGAAAAAGGAAUCUACGCCUCACCCUGGUGGUGUGGCAACUGGAUCCUUCUAUCGGAGAAUGAUGAUCAAUGGACGAGGAUCCCGCCAGACGUUAUAGAAACAUUAGAGACCGGUAAAGACGACCCAACUGACUCCGAGACGGAAUUCAACAAGAGAUAUGUCGCGUUGACACACCGUCUAGUACACAGAAGAGCCUGUAUUGAACUACACCGUCGACAGGCUAACAACACAUUCGAAAGCGAUAAGGCAGUGGUAGUGAAGCGUGGAAACGAAGAAUUCGGUUUCCGGAUUCAUGGGAGUAAGCCUGUCGUUGUAUCGGCCAUUGAACCCGACACUCCUGCCGAAACCUCCGGCCUAGAAGUCGGCGAUAUUGUCAUCGCUGUGAACGGGAUCAACGUUUUGGAUAAAACACAUUCGGAAGUCGUAAAGAUUGCCCAUUCCGGAUCAGAAAUACUCGAACUAGACGUAGCCAGGACUUGUGACGUGGUCGCCUCUUUGGCCCACGAAGGGGGUCCGGCGGCUCUGUACUCCGGGUACUUGUGGCGAGCCGCUCCCUUGCGCCCGCACCAUCCCCCGCGCUGGACCCGCCGCUGGUUCGUCCUGAAGAGGGACAACUGCUUGUAUUAUUAUAAAACGGAUUCGAGUAUACAUCCCGUUGGAGCUCUAAUGCUAGUGAACUAUCAGUUGACUGAAGAAGAUGUAGGUAAGCCUCACGGAUUCCGACUGCAGCGCGGCGGCGGCGUGAGACUGCAACUAGCCGCGGACACUGCCGAAGCGGCGGCUAGAUGGCGCGCAGUGCUGGCACAUGCCAUUGACGCUAGUAAUCAGCGAGACGGUUGGCUAGAGGUAACGAUGAGGAACAUGAAGCUUCCGCCAUCUUCGAUCCCGCGGCCCGACUGUUUCGGAUACCUAAUGAAACUUGGCUCCAAAUGGAAGUCCUGGGCGAAGAGAUAUUGCGUCCUUAAGGAUGCCUGCCUCUACUUUUAUAAUGACGGGAACAGCAAGAGCGCUUUCGGGAUGGCGUGCCUACACGGCUACAGAAUACAGACCUGCGCCCCGGGCGGAAAGAAAUAUGCAUUCGAAGUGAUGCCCACCGAACCUAAGCAAAGGCACUUCUAUUUCCAUACCGAAUCAGAAAUGGAUAGGAAAAGGUGGAUGGCUGCUCUGGAGUAUUCAAUAGACCGAUGGAUGAAAGCCGGUUGACGGAAACAGCUCGUUUUCAACGAAGUUUUUCACUAUUUAUAGUUUUCUUUCGAAUAAAUAAUUUGUCUCCCCUUCACAUUUAUUUCUUAUUUCAUUUUGAUGAUCCAAUUCUAUUUACAAUACGCAAUUAAGUAAUAAUAAAACAAUUUUAUUACGACAUAUUAGAAGCAUAAGUCUCAUUUUUUUAUUAGAUAUCCAAGCUAUUUCUUUAAGGAAUUUAUCCAAAAAAUGAAAAAAAUUGGGAUUCCAAUAAAAAUAAAAUAUAGACAAACAUAUAAAUAGGAUUUAAACCAUAAAAUAUGUGUUACCUUUUUCCUUUGUGGCUGAAAAUGCCAAUUUACAUAUUAUUAGUUGAUUCAUUCAACGCGAUAUUGGUUGUUUGUACUAGGCGGCAUAUUUUUAUGAAUGCAAUUAAUAUUAGCGUAACGUCUGCUUCAAAUUUCCGAUCUAAUUAUUCCAGUGAUGCAUUUUGGUUUUAGUUCCAACGAUUCGCGUUAAAAAUAUAUCAACCCCAUUUUCAGGAAAUAUACUAUUACAGUAUUUGCAGUACAGCGCAUUAAUUAUUUCAACUGAGAUGGUUUUAUGCAGUAUGAGCACGUAGCAGUAAUUUCAAGGUUGCCUAUUUAAAACACAGGACGCUCUCAAGGUCUCAUUGCAGUGAUAUUUUUAGUUAAAUAAAUUGUGAAAGUGUUUCUCUUGAAGUGUUUAUUGUUUUAACAAUUGAAUUACCUCACGGUCCAUCUAGUUUUAAAUGAUCACUCCAGUCCAUAGUCAUCACGAUGUCAAUGCCGUCUCCCACCUUGAGUCGUGAGGUCCAACUCUCCGUUGUAUUGCAAACUGCCCCGCCCUUCAAACAGAAAAUUGUAAAUCUUAUUAUUGUAAAAUAGAAUUGGGUCAUGAUUACCAUAUUCCUUGGUAUUCAUAAGCAUAUCGUGAUUUCUAAAAGCUCUGUGACCUAAGUAAGCUUCCUUAAACUAGUUUAGUUUCCACGAAUUCAUACGGUAUAAAAAAAUUCACGAAAACUAUUUUACAAACUCGUGUGUGUAUUUCUAUUUGUAUUCUGUUUUCAUAGAACAAUUGUUUUCCCGUACCUACCAACUAAGUAAUAUUGUUUUAUUAUAUUAUAUUUACUGUGUAAUAAAACAGAUUAUUAUUGUUAUUAUUAAUAAUGAAGACAAAAUAGUAAAAGUUUUGCCUAAAAUCUUAAAACGUUGUAGAUUCAAUACAUUCAAUCGACACCUCUUCGUGUCUCAAACUUCAAAACCUGCACUAAUUUCCAAAAGGAAGAAUGUGUUUUUUAUUUAUUCUGGCGACUCCGUGUGAACUAUUCUUAAGGUUUAUAACAGGAAUGGAAUUAUUACAUCGCGACAAUCCCGUCCUAAUUUAUACCCAAGUUGUUUGAUAAAACGCUAAGAGAAGAUUUGUUAUUUGAAUAUUUAAUUUUUGUCCAAGAAUUACUAUAUAUUAUAUAAAAGUGUACAUGCUAUUUUUUAAUCAAUAUUAUCAAACGUAAUAAAAAUAAAUUAGGGUCAACAUUUUUAAAGUAGCACUAAUAUUGCAAUUUUUUGUCAUAAAAUGCAUCAGUAACAUAAUCCCACACAUUUAUGUAAUUAUUAGGUUACCAAUCAAUACUUUUGUGGUAAUAUAUAUUUCACCGACUUCAAAUGCAGAAGAGGUGCCCACUUCGGGGCCAGCUGUUAGCUUUCUUCACGUUAUUGGUAUAUAGAGAUUUAUUAAAUUCAAUUUAGAUUUUUAAUAAAUUUUUUCUUUUUUUUUCUCAUGAAGUAAGUAGAACUAAAUUGUGUUAGAGAAUUAUAAAUUUGGGUUAACUGUUUGUUACAAUUAAAAUCCUAUUGAAUACUUUCCGCGUUGUUUACCAAGCGCAUGCGCUCUACAUAAUAAAAAUAAAGACGCUUGCUAUUAUGUAAUGUUUAUGGUUGUUUAUGGUAGCCCUGAAGUAAGUAUCCUCAGUCCUAGAUCUAUGACGUCAUCUCCAGCUCCUGUCCAAACUAUCGACCGAUAGCUCAUUCUGAAAUGAGGAAUAUCCAAGAAAAAAACUAGUGAAAGAAACUAGUGUAGUUGUGAUAAUUAACUAAAUACUCCUUCACGUGCUCUUGAGCGCAAAAAAGUGAUUCUCGAGGAAUGUGACGAAUAGAUUUCUGAAAACUUUUCAAUUUCCGUUUUUUCUAUCGGUACCUUCUAAUCGAACAUUAAUUCUACUAUUCGACUGUUUACUCCCCCAAAGCUGAGCCGAUUAUAUCAGUUUCAAAGAUUACUUAAGGAAUAUUAUUAUUAUUUAUAUUAAAUACAAGCGGCCAGCUCCGGCUCCGCUCGUGUCUUUUACAAAAAUUUCAACGAUAUUUGACGUUGUUUUAUUUUUUUAAAUAAAAUAAUAGUAUAAUAAUAAAAGUAAAUAAUAAUGUGUUCUACAAAGUCGUAGUACAUUAUUUUAUUCUAUCAUCAGGGCACGCGAUGUAAAGAAUAUUUUAGGUAUUUUAUUUACACCUUGGGUUACAUUAUUGGAGUUUUAGUAAGGAUCCCUAAUUUUUUUCAAAAUAGAUUAUAGCCUAUGUCACUCGGGAAUAGUGUAGCUUCCAAACAGUGAAAGAAUUUUUCAAAUCGGUUCAGUAGUUUCGGAGCCUAUUCAAUACAAACAAAUAAACAAAUCUUUCCUCUUUAUAAUAUGAUGAGUAUGAGUAUGAGUAUAUAGAUUAUGCGUUUAUUUGGUUUCCCUCGUUUGUCUAAGCGGCAAACAAUUUUAGCAUAUCUCUGAUUCCCAUAUACAAUAAAUAUAUUAAAUAUAUUGAUACAUAUAUUAUCACUGGAACCAUGUUUAUGCAUAGCGAUGUUUGUUUAUGAAUUUUGCAGAAGUAAAUUAAAUCGUAUGGUUUAAGAAUGUUUACUCAAAUUUUGGUAUUCGGAACGAAACAUACAACACUCAACUCGCAUUUCAUCUUAAUAAAAACCAGUUAUUUGUUAUAUAAAUAUAUAGGGACUAAAUUAUCCUCAAAUGCCAAAGAUCCUGUACUGCAUACGGUGUUAGAAGACACGCUAUAGUUUGUCAAAUGUAGCUUGAAACACGGGACAUAAUUAUAGAUAGAGAGGAUAUACUUUAUUGCACACCAAAAUACAAUUAACAUUUUAAAAAAACAGCCAACAAGCAGAUACAUUUGUACAAUAGGCGGUCUUAUCGGUAAAAGCGAUCUCUUCUAGACACCCGUUUAAUUUACAGAAAUUCUGGAAAAGUUUUUUCUUUUACAAGUUUCUAUUGACAUUUCACAAUUCAAUAAAUUUUUUCGAUCAAUUUCAAAUUCCCCGAACAAAGUAUAACCAAAAAGGUCGCUUGAAAAUAAUCGUAACUAUCAGAUAAUAGACAUUUUGUUUAUUGACUCCAAAAAUAAAAUCAAUAUUGCAUUACAUAUAAUAAUAAUUGUAUCAUAUGGAAAACGACGCAUCGAAAUAAAAGUAAUGAACUCUAAAAUAUUGCCUGUUCAAAGUUAUUUACAGAAAGAAAUGUGCAUGUUUACUGCGUUUAUCAGAUUCGCAAAUUAUAUUAUAAUAUAUGAUAAAUAUUUAUGAGAUCAUGAAUUAUAAGAACUAUGUCAUUUCAUGUUUGUUAUUAUAAAAAUAACAUCUAAUAUUUAUAAAUGCAGAAUAUUAAUGACUGAAAACCAGCAUCCAUAUAUAUAAAUAUCGUUCUAAAAGAUAUUCCUAUUAAAUAAAUAUUAAUUGUAAAAAAUUUAUAUUAAUUAGAUUAGGUCGUACAUCAUAGAAUAUAUUUAUCAAAAAAUCAUUUAUUUUACCAAAGACGCAGAUAUAAAAUAUACAUUUUUGUCUUUAGUAUUUAAUCAAAUAUAAAAUCUGUUGUAUGAAAUAAUUGUAAUUCAUACAUAUUAUAACAUAUCGACGCUUGAAAGGCAAACGUGACUAAGCGACAAUAACUGCUUUGUACAUAAAUGAUAGGCAAUAACCAUAUUCGAUGCGCAAAAAAAAUAAAUAUUUCUAUGUCUAUUAAAAUCAUUUCAAUCCUACAGCUACUAGCUAGAUUCUCCUACAGCUAGAUUCGUUAAAAUAAAUUUUGUUUUCAGGUAUUUCAACUUUAAAUUAGUCUACUGUAAAGUUCACGCAUUGUCGCUUAGUCACGUUUGCCUUUCAAGCGUCGAUAUUAUAAUUCUGAAUGUUUCAAAUUUAUAAUCAGUGUUGUGAAUUUUUUUAAUAAUUUUUGGUAAGUGACUCGUAAAAUUCUUUGUAUUUUUUUAAUUAUUUUAAAUAUAUAAGAAUUAUAUAGAAAACAUUAAUAUUUAGAUAUUUACAUCAUUGUUAGAUCGUGGUCCAUUCUAGGUGAUUUAAAGUGCGCAUUAAAAAUGAUUAUCGUAACUAAAAAAAAUAUAACAUUAGAAAAUGUAAAUAAAAGUUAUGUAAAGCUCAAAUAUAUUUAAAAUAAUAAAAUAAAAGACUUGAUUAAAAAAAAAUACAAGAAAAAUUCAAAACGAAUGCUUUUAGGGUAGCGUCGUAUUUAUAGUUAAUGUUUAAAUAAAUAAAAUUGUUCAGAAGUAUUUUAUUUCAACAAGACUUUAUCGCAAAUUAAAAUGCACGUUAAAAAUAUUAUGCAUAGUUUAUUAUUAAUAGUUUUAUCUGUGUAUCGUAUAGUUAUUGUAAUGUGUUCAGUAAAUAAGGUGUGAACUACAUUCAACCCUCAAAUGCCGAAAACCCGUGCCAAUCCGAUUAUAAAUAAAUUAUGACAAAUUUAUCUAUUCCCGAAAAUAUAGAGAUGUAUUUAUUUAUAGAAUAGAGAAGUGUUAUGAGCAUGAGAAUUAUGAUGGAUACAUUUUUAAAUAUUUACGUGACUGUACCAAUAGAUUUCGUUGUAAUAAAGAGAAUGCAAAUAAAUAAUAA
Messenger RNA from Bombyx mori (domestic silkworm), 11637 nucleotides. RefSeq lists its product as uncharacterized. The transcript has 36 exons. The record is from RefSeq and is a predicted model, not a curated record. Gene Ontology annotation, molecular function: protein binding. The coding region runs from base 403 to 6741 and encodes 2112 amino acids. Lineage: Eukaryota; Metazoa; Arthropoda; Insecta; Lepidoptera; Bombycidae.